CCUUUGAUCAGAUUAAUGGAAAGACAAGAAGAAGUCAGCUAGAGAUGAGAAGAAAUUUAAUUAAGGAAUGAGUUGGAGUACGUUUCAGAUCAAGCAGUUAGAGGGUUGUCAAGUGUGAGAAGGGAUUUCUGUAGAGCUGUUUUGCUUUGUAAAGCAGAUUCAAGGAACUUUUUAGGUCUUUUAAAGAAGCAUCAUGCCUCGUUUACACCUUUUAAUCGGACUCCUGUGUUGUCUUCCUUUGGCAGGUUGUUUGCGGUGUUACACCUGUGUCUUUCCAGCCAUCUCUCCUCUGGACUGCUUGAAGUUUCCUCUGGAGUGUCCAGCCGGGCAGCGCUGCCUGUCAAGCGAGGCGACGGGAAAACGCGGCGGCAUACAACUGACGAUAUACGAGAAGAGCUGUGCCGUCUCCACCCAGUGUGGCCUGAAUGGACAGAAAUACUCUGCAGGCGUCUAUUUCAACUACACCAACGACUGCUGCGACACAGACCUUUGUAACGGGGCUGGGUCUGCUGCUGCCCUCAGCUGGGGAGGAGCAGCGCUCUGUCUGCUGCCUGCAAUCACCCUGCUGCUGGCCUGAGCAGCAUGAUGAAGAUCAGAAGGAAAGGUGUCUGGAAACACACACUCAGACACAUGAAGCAAUUAUGUUGGCUUCUUUCUAACCUCAAGUGUGUUUGUUUUUUAGAGACACAUACUAUGAAAACUAAUAAAAUAAAAAAAAGUAUGAUGCUCAAAGUUCUGGGUAUCAAGAAGGAAUAUCAAAAAAAAAAAAAAACUGACCAAGAUUAAAUAGAAACAUUUUUUAAAUAUUGAUGCCCCUACUUUCAUAAGUCUUUUUCAAUUCAGACCACUUCAAAGAGAGGCCAUCUGUUUUAUUUGUUUCAGUGGUGCUCUAAAAUGAUCUGUAUUUACUGUGUAUAUUCUGUUUUUGCAGCUGCUGUAUUUGACAACAAUUUUGAGAAACUUACAACAAAUUUAAGUGUUCCUGCUUCAGU
This is a messenger RNA of Melanotaenia boesemani (Boeseman's rainbowfish), 992 nucleotides long. RefSeq names its product prostate stem cell antigen-like. Lineage: Eukaryota; Metazoa; Chordata; Actinopteri; Atheriniformes; Melanotaeniidae. The transcript is spliced from 3 exons. The record is from RefSeq and is a predicted model, not a curated record. The coding region runs from base 194 to 577 and encodes 127 amino acids.